Messenger RNA from Actinia tenebrosa (Australian red waratah sea anemone), 2008 nucleotides. RefSeq lists its product as uncharacterized. NCBI's taxonomy places the organism in Eukaryota, Metazoa, Cnidaria, Anthozoa, Actiniaria, Actiniidae. The record is from RefSeq and is a predicted model, not a curated record. Gene Ontology annotation, biological process: positive regulation of T cell proliferation; immune response; T cell costimulation. Gene Ontology annotation, cellular component: external side of plasma membrane; membrane.
ACACAAGAUGUAUGCCAUUUUAUUGAGCUGUGUAGCAAUGAUUCUACAGUUAUUUCCGCCUGUUGUACCAUCAUCAAGUCCUGUCUCAAUUACAAGGGAAGUUGGCGAUGACGUGGUGUUGAUGUUUAAUACCAGUACAAACAUACUAGAUGUAUGAUGGGGAAUAAGAGAUGGUGACACUAGUAAAUUUAAACUAGUGCUCAUAGCAAAUGACAUAUUCUCUGGUGUACAGUUAAACCCCAAUCUCAAUUCAACAAAUUAUGCAGGAAGAAUCAGUUUUAUUGGUGAUCUUUCAAAGGGUCAGGCUUGGAUCAAGAUCAUGAGCCUGAACAUCAACGACACCAAUCAGUACAUGGCAAGGCUCUUCGCACAGGGAGGAACACCAGGCCAAUACAACUACAUAUUUACAAAACUGAUUGUAACAAAACGAGUACUUAUAUCCAGUCCUGGACCACUGACAAGAGAAGUGGGACAAGACGUGGUGUUCGUGGUCAACAGUACAGCAAUGUCAGAAGCCACAUGGGGAGUACGACUUGGUGACACAAAUGACCUGAAAAUCACUUUUGACCGCGUAUUUAACCCUGGUGGUGCAUUUCCAGACACCAAGAUCAAUUCAACAAGUUACGCAGGAAGAGUCAGUUUUGUUGGUGAUCUGACAAAGGGUCAGGCUUGGUUCAAGAUCACAAACCUGAACAUCAAUGACACCAAUAAUUAUAUGGCAAAGAUCAGGGUUCGUGGUACAUCGUUCUACAAAUACAUACCUGCACAAUUAACAGUCAUUAAACCACCAGUAACUACAGAGCCUCUAAAGACAUCAACCAAAGAACUCACCACCGGAGUUUCAAGUUCACAAACCUCUCCUCGGCCGACAACAUCACAAGUGCCUCAACUUUCAAACCGAAGCAUGUCAAUCAAUGUGGUUAAGGACGUUGUUGGAGAUUUUAGUGAUUCCAACUCUGCUGCUUUCAAACAAUUCAGCGAAAACUUUGUUUCUGAGAUCAACUCUGUCUAUAAAAAUAUCCAUAUAUUUGAGAAAGCCAAGGUCACUAGUCUCAGUGAGAACAUCAUUCCUGUGAAGUUUGUCGUUUACUUCAAGAGCACAAUAAAACCAGAUGAAAUUUGCGGUCCACUCAAAGAUGCAGUAAAAGACAAUAGACUUGGAAGUCUCAAGAUAGUACCUGGUUCAUUAGGAUGCUCUAAUGAUCCCAACACAAGUUUUCCCAAGAAGCAAUCAAAUUCUGCUAGCACUUGCACGUCAAUCAUCGUGGCAUGUGUUACUGUMAACAUAUUCCUGAUUCUGGUUGUAGUGUUUCUACUUAUCUAYAUUUGGAGAUUACGAUUAAAUACUGAAAAAAGAGCAGGAAUAAGAAACUCAUCAAGCAUACAAGACAAGAACCCUGAAGCUAAUGAGAAUGUCCAUCCAAUGGAAGACACCUCACAAGGCAUGACAACAAAAACAGCUCGAACGCCAAAUGCUGAAAAGGAGCUUUAUGAAACGAUAAAUGAAAACAGAGUCAAAAACAAUGUUGCAAUAGCAACAACUGUGAAACAUACGAGUGGGCCUUCUGUCGGCGUCCAAGGUGACGCACCUUCAUUCCCGCAACAUUACCAAGAGCUUCAAAGAAAGGCACCUAAUCCGACCCCGCUGUAUGAGCCUCUCAAGCAGCAAGGGGUUAGUAACAAAGAAGAGCUGGCUUCAGAAGGUCCAAAAACAUACGAACAACUACAGCAGAGUGCAUCAGGAAGAGAAUACCAGUCAUUGAAGAGUCAUAAGGAUACCGAGAGUAAAGUGUGACGCAAUAUCUCUACAGUUUAAAUAAUUCUUCAAAAGCUACUAAAUAAACAAAUCUACUCGAGUUUUGAUAUUGAAAUUGCUGCAGCGCUACCACGUGUCAACAUCAAUUUCUAGCUGGCUUUAUUUUCUAAUCAUUCAAAGGUAAAAAUGCUGCAACUGAAUGGGAAUACAUAUUCUUAAUACAUAUUYUUAAUUCUUAAUGAWUURCGCCAC